This is a messenger RNA of Protopterus annectens (West African lungfish), 9985 nucleotides long. RefSeq names its product TBC1 domain family member 25 (gene TBC1D25). Gene Ontology annotation, cellular component: autophagosome. Gene Ontology annotation, molecular function: GTPase activator activity. The transcript has 5 exons. Gene Ontology annotation, biological process: activation of GTPase activity; regulation of autophagosome maturation. The record is from RefSeq and is a predicted model, not a curated record. NCBI's taxonomy places the organism in Eukaryota, Metazoa, Chordata, Ceratodontiformes, Protopteridae. Bases 1 to 2046 code for a protein of 681 amino acids.
AUGAAUCUGGACCAGAUGAUAUCUUGUUCUGACUGUCCUCCUCCAGGAACUUUCCUUUGGGGAAUCGAUUCAGAAGAUGAAGCAAUGUUUUACGUGGGAGGGAAAAAGAAUUUUGGGAUUAGCUACCUGAGUCGAGAAAAGCUUGGUGGUCAGGAGAUGUAUCAGUCACUUCUGUCGGAUUGGGAUCUCGAUGCAGCUUUUUUAAAUGCAUCCAAGCCAUUUCUGCAGCUUAAAGUGGACAUCAGGCCUUCAGAAGACAGUCCUUUGCUGGAAGAUUGGGAUAUUAUCAGCCCAAAGGAUGUGAUUGGUACAGACUUGCUGCCUUUGGAACGACGCUCAUUAACUGCUGCUGCACUGCCUUUUACUCAGUCCAUCAUUUCUCAGGUUGGACGAACACUGUCAAAGGUCCAGCAGGUACUGAGCUGGUCGUACACAGAUGAUGUAAAGCCUUUCAAACCACCCCUUAGUGAUGGAGAGUUUCACAGCUAUAUGAAUCAUGAGGGUCAACUGACUCGACCAGAGGAACUCAGAUUACGAAUUUACCACGGUGGUGUAGAGCCUUCACUUCGGAAGGUGGUGUGGCGUUAUCUUUUAAAUGUCUACCCAGAUGGACUCACAGGUCAGGCCCGCAUGGACUACAUGAAACAGAAGACCCGUGAAUAUGACCAGCUGAAAACAGAAUGGCGACAGCGUGUGUCCCUAGAAGAUCUAGAGUUUAUUCGUGGCAAUGUUCUAAAGGAUGUCUUACGAACAGAUAGGACACAUCCCUAUUAUGCAGGAUCAGAGGACAACCCCCAUAUUGUUGCACUGUAUGAUUUGCUGACAACCUAUGCUGUUACACAUCCCCAGAUCUCAUAUUGCCAGGGUAUGAGUGACAUUGCAUCCCCCAUCUUGGCAGUAAUGGACAAUGAGGCCCAUGCUUUUAUUUGUUUCUGUGGGAUUAUGAAACGGCUUGAAGGAAAUUUCAGAGCUGACGGAGAAGUAAUGUCAAUCAAGUUUUCUCAUUUAAAACUCCUCCUGCAGUACUCUGAUCCAGAAUUCUACAGUUACCUUGUUUCAAAAGGGGCAGAUGAUCUUUUCUUCUGUUAUCGCUGGCUACUUUUAGAACUUAAGCGUGAAUUUGCAUUUGAUGAUGCCUUGAGGAUGUUGGAAGUUACCUGGAGUUCGCUUCCACCUGAUCCACCAGAAAAGGAGGUAGAGCUGGUUGGUCCACCUGUCCACGAUGAGGGGAGUUGCCAACAUGUUCGACAAAGGCACAUGUUGCGACCAACUCGAGAAUCUGUUGAACAUGAAAGAAAUAUUGCUGACCUUACACAACAUUCUGUGACUUCAAAAGAUGAGACUGCUAAAUUGAAUCAACCUUGCUCUUUAACAAAACAAACGAGCUUUGGGGAGUUCAAGUACUACAGUGCAAGAGAGAACAGCUUUGAUGAGGAUCCAUCCUUCAACUUUAAUAACAAUAUUCUUGUUAGAUCCCAGCAGUCAACAGAAGAAGAUGAAGAUUACAGUGAGCAAGACCCAUUGAUUAAAGCUCCAUCUCACUUGUCUUCAAAUAUGAAAAAGUCUUCUUCAGCCCCAUCUUUAAAAUCCUCUAUACUUUCUCCACUUCAUUCGAACAUGUCUUCAUUGUCACCUGCUCAUUCUCCUAUCAGUGAUAUGCAGGGAACUCCAUCAGGUAGUAAGCAGGAGGCAACUGAGAAACUGUCCUUACCACCUGCACCUCCACCUCCAACUCCUCUCCAUCAACCUACUUCUCCUCCAAUUGCAUUGUCACUGCCUCCCCCUCAAGAGUUUGGGAAGGGGAACCCUUUUAUGCUUUUCUUGUGUGUUGCCAUACUGCUGGAGCAUCGAGACCACAUAGUGAAGAAUAACAUGGACUAUAACGAGCUAGCUAUGCACUUUGACCGUUUAGUAAGAAAGCACAACCUCAGCAGAGUACUGCACCGUGCCAAAGCUCUCUUUGCAGAAUACCUUCAGUCAGAAAUCUGGGACUCUGAAGAAGGAGAUGAGGCUGCAGCAGCUGCAGACUCUCCUGCAGUCUCCUGACCUCUGGCCAAAGUCAGACAGUACGUUUGACUAAGUAGUUCAAAACUACUUGCAGAUCUGUGCAGUCAAUAACAGAGAAGCCAGAGGGAUUGCAUAGCUUAUAAGUUUCAUGUGAAUACAGAAAAGGCAUUAUGAGUCCCAGUAUUCAUUAAAACAAAGUGGUUUUCAAAAUGAAUUUUAGAGGUCAGAGAGGAAGAUGUCAAGCAGUUUUCCAUGUUUUAGACUGAAAGGUUUGUGUGGAUUUUAAUCCAUAGAAAAAAUCCAUAGUGUUUUUUCAUUUUCUUGGGAAUUACCAGCAGAGGCUUUAAUAAGACCAGUAGACUAACCAUCUAAUUAGGUUCUCUUGCCAAGAGCCCUAAAAUUUCCUGUGACUUUGGUUGUACAGUUUCUGUCCUGUUUCCAUCAUGUAUGUGCUAUUGGUCUUAAUAGGAGGCAGUUUACAAAGCAAACAGUUCAUCUGGUGCAGUCUUUUUAAUUUGCUUACAAUUUCAGUAAAACAUGGGCAUUGUUGUGUAAAGUUUGAAACAUUAGGUUUAUGGUGCUAUGUUUUGUUGUACCUUUUUUUCUCUAAAAAUCAUUGUUUGUGGAGCGCUUUGCUCCUUUGUUGGUUGCGCUCUCCCCACCCUUCCACAGUUUACAGUUUUUAUAUCUGAAGUCGUAACUUACUCUUAUCACUUGAAUCACUACUUCCAAGUCAAAUUUUGCCUUUUUUUUAAUUCUAGAAUGAUUUAUCUUGCCUGUUUUAUUAAUUAGUUGGGCUGGGACACCUUGCGUUCCUAGGUAUAGUUAAUCACCCAGAUAACAACUGCAUCCUAGCAGUUUAGUGUACCACUACAACACUAGUAAACAUUAUUAGAUUAAUAACACGUUUAGAAUGGUUAGCCAAAAAAAAAAAAAAAAAAAAAAAAAAAAAUACUACCACCACAGUGCUUGACAUAUCCUUGUGUUAAUCAGUAUUUUCCAUCAGGUAUAUAAGACAGUAAUAUUUUGUCGUCUUGCAUCCAAAGCAGUUGAUAUCUAUAUUAGUGGAGCAUGAUAAAUUAAAGUGAAGUAAAAUGAAAAUUCCUUUUCUUAGUAGUAAAGGCAAUGCAAGACGAAAAUGGCUACUUGUCUGUAAGACCAAAUAUUUUAACGGGCAUUGAAUUUUACAGGGGAACUAGGAUAUACUUAACUAUAUUUGGAGCAGCAGCAUUUCAGCAUAAUGCUUAAAUAUAGGUACCUUUGGUGUUGAAGACAUGUUUUAAGUUUUUUGACUUUUUAAUUUUAAGUAUUGGUCAUCAACAUUGUACAUUUUGCAGUAAAUGUUUAGAACACUGUUGAAGCUUUAGUCUACAAGCCCAUAGAAUGGAGUGAUGUGUGCACCUUCUGUUUGUAUUUAAACCUAAGGAAAACAAACAGGCUUGAGAGUUCAGCUGUUUGUUCAGCAUUGUAUGGGGCUGCUUGCUUAGUAUUUUUUUAACAUAUAUAUAUAUAUAUAUAUAUAUAUAUAUAUAUAUAUAUAUAUAUAUAUAUAUAUAUUUUUUAGUUUACAGAUCCCUUUAAGUGAAAGUCGUAUUUUAAGACUCUUUCUGCAUGAGUUGAACACUUGGCUGCACUCUUCAUGUGCCAUUUGUCAUGCUUUUUUAAAUGCCAAGAGUCUUCACUUGGUAUGUACCUUCUUUAUCCCACAUAUGGUGUCCCUUUGCAUGGGCUAAGGAGAAAAUGCUUGCAAAGAAUCUCCAAUUCCUUUUAGUUCCUCAUGCAUCUUAAAUUUCUUUGUCUUUUGUGUACUGUUGUAAAGUUCUAGUUUUUUGAUUCCUAAAAACCUUGAUCCUUCUAAACGUGCUUGUAGUUUCCAGAUCAUGACAAGCUCUACCUUUGUCUGGUUCACAUCACAGCAUUAGUGGCAGUCACAGGUGCCACUCCUUCAGUCCUGUAAAGUAUUCGUCAGAAUCCAUAGUUUGUCAGUGAUUUGGGUUGGGGUGAAGGUUUGCUAAACAAAGCUAGAAGGGGCCAAGAAGCUAAGGAACCCAGAGGCCAUGUCUACAUCCCAGUAUGUAUCUGCCUUAGACUUCAUCAUGGAAUCCUUUGUCAUUAGGGUUGUCAUUUUCUAACGAGAGCUUGUAGUACCAUGACUGUUUUUGAUGGGAUAUAUAUUUAAAAAAGGCAGCCUCACAGUACCCUGUUAUUGACAUAACUGAUGUUUAGCAACUGACUCACUCACUAGUGCAAGUUAUUAUGCCGCUGAAUGAGCGUCAGGCCUUUGAGUCCUAAGAAUGCAUCUCAGUCUCAAAACUAUUACAAAAUUAUUCCCUUCUUACUACUUGAGUGGUUGGUUACUUGCUGGCAAAAAUUGAAACCAUUUCUAUAGAUCCUUCCUCACCCACGUUUGAGACUGCUUUUUCUACUCCAGACGAUAGCUUUGACAACUUGUUCAGUGUAUGGCAAAAGUUGGCUGAAUGAGUGUAUGUUUCUUUAGGGAGGUGUGAUGCUGUUGCAAGGUUCUGUACUGACCUGAUAGGCGGUUGUGUCACCCUGUCAUUUACCCAGCUGUUAUUAUGCGUUUGUGUUUUAAUUUGACACCAAGACAUAAAAAUGAAAACGAAAAAUGCAAAACAAAGUAGUAAUGAUUACAGAAAACCAUAAACACUUGUGCUGUCAUCUCACUAAAACAAUACAUUGCAAAAUACUCUACUAGAAUGUAGGAAGCAUGGGCUUUCUGUGGGGGAGACUUUCCCCUUGUAUCCCAAGAAAUGACAUGUACGCUUAUUGGGUCUAUGUCAUAACACUGAAAGUUUAUAACAUUGAAACCCAUAAGGUCAAACCCAUUUCACUGAAAACUCGUAACACUGAAAAGUCUAGAACUGUAUAGAGUUGUAUAGAAUGCAUGUGAUGGUGUCAUUUCUUUAUCGUAGGAGUUAUUAGGGAAUUGAGUCUCGCACAGUGUGUGUGAAUUGCAAUUAUCAGCAUCAUGUUUUACCCCCAGAUCUGCAGAUGUCCGUAUUUGCUCAUAGGCACUGAUUUCACUGUGUGUUUUUUCUUUUCUCCACAGUUGUGCAAUCAUGAAGUUGGUGGGGGAGAGCCCCCCAUAUGGGGGGUUCAGGGGGGCUUACUCCCCUGCAAAAACAUGUUUUAGGAUAUUUUUCUUGCAGAGACUAUUUUAAUGUUUGCGUUUUCAGUGAAAUGGGUUAAACCUUAUGACUUUCAUUAUUAUGACAUAGACCCACACCUACUGUAAGGACAGUCCCAACACAUUUGGGAGGUAUAAUCCCAUACCAAGUAUAUGGUCAACCAUAACUGUAUUGAAUAUUUCUUAGUUCAGUGUGAGCUGUGCUCAUCAGCUAGAUCCACUGCAAUCAGAGACAGCUUUCUGUCUCACCAGACUCCAACUCCAUUUCUCUCCACAAUAACCAUGCAAGAGUUAACCAUUGGGUAAGAGCUUGGCUGAGGCCUUCCCAGUCUCCCUUUAAAUCUUCUGAUGUUGAUGUAAGAUAUAUGUGUAUAUGUAUGUAUAUCUAUAUCUAUCUAUCUAUAUAUAUAUAUAUAUAUAUAUAUAUAUAUAUAUAUAUAUAUACAUUUUUUUACUUCUUACCUGGUAUCUUUGUGCUGUUUCUUAGCAUAGCUCUUGGAAACCUUCACCAAUUUGCCAUUUUCCUUGGGAAGUUGAGUUAGUGGCUGAGGAGGAGUUUGACAAGAGUUCUUUCGGCAUCAUCUUUGGGUAUUUAAUUAUAUGUCCUAUAUGUUUAAUUUCCAGAGUUCCAGAAUUAUAUAAGUCAUAGAAAAAAAUGCCCCCUUCCCAACUCAGAGGAGUGGGAUUCAGUAAAUAGCCCUCAAUACUCUCUAUGGUAGAGAACCCAAAAUGUCUUUAUUAAUGUUAUGCAAAGCCCAUUGUUCCUUUGAUGUUCUGUAAAUUGCCAGGAAUGCAUCUGCUGACAAAUGCUCCUAUAAUAUAGCAUAGCCAAGAUUUCCUCGUUUACAGUGAUUGCUCUAUGGAGUCUGAAUUUCUCAUUGAUGAUGCCCUAGCAGAAGAUCAUUGAAAACCUCAAGAGGGCUUCUACUGCUAAAGAUGAUAUAAUUAAUGCCCUCCCUUUUCCUCCUGUUAAAUAUUUUUCAGUCAUUUUGGAGAAGAAGAAAAAAACAGAAGUUCCUGCACUUUUCUUUGGAUGGCCAGCACUUUCAAGUGGAAGUUGUUGGUGCUUAGAUUUGCUGUUCCACUGACAUCUUUACUAAAGUGCCGUCCUUGAUAGCUGAUUAAUUUCAGCUAUACAGCCUUGUGUUUUCCUACCUGGAUAACUGCCCCCCCCCCCAGUUUCUUUGACGGUGGCAUUUGCCUAAGCUUUGCCUUUGAAGCAGUCACUUUAUACCCCAGUCAUCUAGGGAGAGUUCUGAACCUUCUGCAGAGUCUGGAUUUCUCUCCUGUAGAGAAACCCCAGGAGAACAGAAGGUCUGCAUUCUGAAUUGCAAAGUUUUAAGCUCUUAUUGGGUUGAUAGCAACCAUGUUGAAUGCACCUUCAUAUGUGAAUUGUGCAGUAGGUUGGUUCACUGCCAGUUUCUGUUGCCAUUUCUCAUCUCCUUCAUAUCACAUACCUUUGGCCUUUGCUGUCCCUGCUGAGAUUGGUAGGUUUCAGCCCAUAAUCUGAAUACAAGCUUCUUCAUUCCCAGUGCAAUUCCAUAAUUUACAGUGUUGAAAGGUGGAAACCCACUUUUUUUUCUGUUUUGGUCCAGGACCAUGAGUGUUCUCAACUCCUUAUGUCCUUUCCAAGUCUGGCCAUGCUGAUGAAGUCUGCAACAAAAUGACUGGAAAUAGUAUAGUACCUAAGUAAAGAGUCUUCCUUCCCUCCCUCCUUUUUUGUGCAGAGUAGAGGCCCUGCUUUAUGGCUGAGGACCUGAUUGCAGUUGUGAUAUUUCUGACUAGUUGUCCAUGUCCCAGGAAAUGCCCUGACCUUGCAGUUGCAUGGAAUUACAGUUUCUACCCUCUUAUUCUAUCUUCAGCCUCACAGAGGUCAUAUUCACGCCAUCUUUCAAAAGUUUGGUGCUGCAGGGAAAUGGCUUGUUUUCCUCCCAAGAGAAUGCAGCCCUACCCAUGUUCUUCUUCUUGCAGGGCAGUAAUUACAGACUUUAGAAAUGUUCUUACUAAGUGCGGAAUAGUUCCUUUACAUUUCCACUCUAUGCGUCUUGAAGGUCCACAUAGAAAGGCAAGGGCUCAUUGUCAUCACUUUUUAGUGAGUUAGAAAGGCCUUAUUCAUAGUCCUCUGAAUUGUGUGAUUUCCAGAAGUUGUAUCAGCAUGAGAGCUUGGAGGAGGGAGGAUGUCUGUCAAGUAAACAUGAUCAGUUGUUUUUGUUCUGUCACCAAACCUCUCCAGGGGAAUCUUAGAGGCUGGUAGGAGCUGUCCACUUAGGCUGGCUGGAAAGGAUAGUCAGAAAAGAUUCUCUGAAAUUAGAGAGAGCUUUUUUCUUGCUUUGUAGAUCUCGAUGCGUGCAUGACUUUUCUCAGACAUAUAUUUUGAUGCCACUCCAUUACUGUACCUUAAUUGCAUGUAGUUCAGCCUUACUUAUUACCUGGUAAAAGGCAAGAUUGUGGCAACAAACAGAUUGAUAAAACAGAUUCUGAAGCUGACUCUUCAUUUUCAGCAUAUGUAGAAAAGCUUUCUUUGUCUUGUGACAAGCAUCUUGGCUCCAAGUAAAGAUUUUUUUCUUUCCUUUCCAUAACAACCAUCUGUAUCUGCUUAACACAGCCUGUAUUUUCUAUGCUGUUAUGCAACUUAAUCUGUUAAUUUCCUGUUUUCUUUGACACCUAAAAAUUACAGUGUAUCCACCUCAGUUCACCUUGACACCUUGUACUAAGUGUAUCCACCUCACCUUGGGCGUUGAUCUGUUGUGAUUCUGUCCUUUUUAGUUUCUAAGUCCAUAUGUAUAUGAGCCAGCUCUGACUUCCCUCCCUCAUAGGUAAAAAAGUGUGGCUUUUGUCAGAGUGUAUGUGUGGAUUACCAUUUUUGUAUUGUUUUAUGUCCUCAGCCAACUCAAAAAAGGCCAUGUAUUGUAUGUUUUGAUGCCUUUACUUGCAUCCCUUUUUUUUCAAGCCAUUUAAACCUGUUCUCUGGGAAGACUAUAUUCCAAUGCAGUCUGCUACGAAGUCCUCCUCUUCUCUUCUGGGCAUUUCCAUUCUCUCUAGGCUGUUGUGGGUUUGCCAGUUAUGUCAUUUGUAUUAUAUCCAUUCCUGGAAGCUAUUUAAGUAAGAUAAAACAGGUAUGUGAAUAAAUCACCAUAUCAACUGGACUUUGAGAUGGUGCAUUAAUUCCCUUCAUCCUCCUUGCUUGGUGUAUUCCACCUAUUAUGUGACAGUGUGGACCCUGUAAAUAAACUUCACAUUUUUUGUCACUGUAAACUUGUCACCCAGUAUAUUCUUUCUAACUGCUAGUUCAAGUGGGUAUCAGGAACUGUGAAUCAUGAGGAUUUGUUUUCCCCUAGCUCUGGCAGAGUGAUGUAUUGCUUGGACCAAGGAUGACUACUGUGGCUUGAGAACAUGAGCUCAAGAUUUUAAGAACUGCAAAAGAGGCUUGAAAGAGAGGUGCACCCCAUUUCCCAUCCCACUUCAGAGGGCCAUAUUGAAGAACAGCUGAUAAAGUGUGUCGGUCACAUGUCUUGUCUUGUGGAAGCCAAGAGAUUUUGUGGAUAACAGUUUAACUGCAGAUGUGUCUGUCUGCAGCUUAGUUGUAGCAUAACAUUACUGUUUCCUGGACUCAAGUCUCUGCUUUAAAAGCCUAUGAGGACUAUAUCCUGUGUCACCCAUUAUGUCUUGAGAGACUUAAUUUUAUUUUUGUUUAGUUAUAAUGUGCAAUAUUUUUGAAGCUGGUAAGAUCAUUUUUUGAAAAUUGUAGUAUUGUGAUUAUUUAUACCUAAAAGUUAAUUUUCCUUUUGAAAAGCUACUUUGUGGUUUUACACUAAUAAAGUUAAUUGUUUUGUAUUUGUGAUUUUACUUGAUAUAUUUAGGUUGAGCAAAGUAACAAGAUGUGUCUAAGCAUAGACGAAGUCUGGACUUUGUGGUAUGCUGCUAGAAGUGUGGAAUAUUCUCAGCAGAGCUGAAAUUAACCAUUAAUAAAUUCAAUGUCUGAAUGAUAAUUUAGUACAGUUAAAGAAGAGAAGCAAAUAAUGUUAUUUUAGACCUUUUCAGUAAAACACUUGCCUUAAAUGGUUGCAGUGAGUUCUUAAAAUGACUGAAGUUUCACCAUUAGAUUAUGUAUAUAGGUUAUUUAUGUGAAGUCAUAAAGGUGCAGCAGAUUGAUUUUAAUCUAGCACCCUGGACUUCCGACUCAGUCAUUGUAAGUUUCAAGUGGCAAAUAAAAGGCUAGCGGAACAAAGUGGAUGUGGAACUUUUCCUGAAAAUCAGAAAGCAUGUCUGGGGUGUUUGGUCUGUCUAAAUGGCAAAUGUGUGGGAAUUGUAAAUCAGUGUAAUAUUUUGCAUAAAUUAUCUAGUUUUGCAUUGCAGGGCCUGUUAAUAUAACUAAGUGCAUUUUUGAAAUAUGCUCUGUGGGUCUCAGGAUUAGAAGAGUAUCUCAUCUGUGAACUUCCCAUAGAGUGUCUUCUAAAUUCUUUUCCCUACUUGUAAGGGAAAGCUCAUUAGAACAGGGCAACUUUAGAAUGCAGAUAUAUUUAUUGGGGAAUGUUGCGUAUUUUAGCAACCCUUUUUCUGGUAUUUCUUAGUGUGUGUUAUGUCACCGUGUCAGGCAUCUGAAUGACCCGAGGUUUUUUUUUAAGCAUGAUCAGUACCAAAAUCAAUGCUGCCUGCAGGUACAGUAGGUGUCCACUAAGAAUUACUCUGUACAGUCAGCACUGAGUGAAAGCUUCAGUUUUCAAAACUACAUACUUUAGAGUAGAUUUUCUUCUCACCAGAACAUUUUUAUUUGAAAAUUGGGCCUCAUCUGGACACUUAUGCUAGUGAUGAAUAAAAUACUUCUAUUAA